GGAGGCACAUACUCGCCUUGUCGUACACCUAACAUACAUUAAAAUUGCUCACUUAUUUGGUUAUAAUAUUUAACUCUAGAUUUAACUGCUGAAUACAUAGAUAUAAUGAUGUUGAACAUGUUUCCACGAAUACCUAACUUAAUCAUUUUUUAACCAUAAAUGAUCUCUGACAAUAUAAUCAAAGGCUUUACUAAAAUCAAUAAAUGCACAAAAAACGUUGUUUCCCGUUAUUUAACAUAUGACUAAUAAGACCAUGAAGUACAAAAAUAUUAUCUGUAGUAUCCAUUUUUGACCUAAACCCCGAUUGCGGCUCAACAUAAACACCGUAUUUUCCCGCCCAAUCUGUUAACCUAUUAUCCGCGUAAAUAAUUUCCCUAAGGUACUUAACAGUGUUAAUCCUCUAUAAUUGCUUUCAUCGUUAAUAUUGCCCUUUUAAGUAAUGGACCACCAUAUAUCCCUCUGACAAACUUUCCGGAAAAUAUCAAAUAUGAGCGAGCGUAAAGAGCAUAUAUUAAAAAGCAGUAUCGGUCAAUAAUCGUGUCGUCAUUAACACAAAAUGGUGUCCACAAACUUUGACAUUCACUUAUAUAUGUCAGUGUAUGUGGUAUGUUCCCUUGUGAACAGAACUGGAAGUCAUUUUCACUGGAGUAGAUAUAUGAUGGAAUUAAUGCAUUUACGUGACAUGUCAACUCAGCAACGUGCUUGGCAAGUUAUGUAAUACUUUGGCAAGUAAUGUAAUACAGCGAAAUGUGGGCAAAAUGUACGUGUUAUUGACGAUUUAGUCUGUGUGUUCAUCGAAAAAAGAAACAUUUUGAAAGAACGUUCUGUGUUAAAAUGGAAGUUGAUGACAUAAAUAUUGUUAGAUUUUGCAUUUUGAGCGUUAUUUUGUUUUUCGGAAUUCCCGGAAAUGUCAUGUCCUUUGUUGUUUGGACAAAGGGAAAGAACUGUAGCAAAUCUUCGAGUGCAAUAUACUUUAAAUUAUUAGCAAUUUGUGACUUACUUGUACUUUUAAUUCCUGGAGUUGAUUUCUUUGUUUAUUUGUUUCCAAAAUACAACAAAGAUCUUCGAGUAAUUAAUAUUUUCUUAUGUAAGUUUUUAACUUUUGCUUCUGUGUAUACGAGGGAUAUUUCCCUGGGCGUGACUUUUGCCUUGACUAUAGAAAGGACAAUAACUGUGUGCAGACCGUUCAGUGCUUAUAAUGACAACGUCAGAAAACGUGCUUACAUAAUAUUUACAAUAAUUACGUCACUAGCGUUCAUCCUUAACACGCCAUACCUCAUCGUAGACGAGAUAACGGAUUUAAAACAAAAUAGAAACACGACGACUGCAGCCAAUACGUCGGAGAGUAAUUCUUAUAAAAAAUGUACAUAUAUGAGGGAACCAGUUCAUGUAAAGGAAAUUAUUGAGUUAUAUAACACCAUUCACUUCAGCUGCCACGUGAUUAUACCAGUUCUCGUGCUCACGUUCUGCAAUAGUUUAAUUCUUCGGACGCUGUGUAAAGACAAGAAACAAAGCGCCCAAAGAGGCGCUAAUACCAUAAAGAAAAGCAUUCAUACUGUUUCAUUACUGGUUAUUUGUAUAAGUAUUAUCCAUGUAUUGUCAACUUUACCGAUGUCUUUACGCGUUAUAUCGCUUUAUCACGAAUUUAAUUUAAACGAAUUUUGGACCGAUUUUGCUAAUCUUGUAAUACAAAACUUACUCUUUCUGAAUAGUGGAAUAAAUUGUGUUCUGUAUUGUUUUAUUGGUAUUGAAUUUCGUCAAGAUUUAAGAAAUUUGUGUAAAACAUGCUGUGCACGUGAAACACUGAAAGAAGAACACUUUUGAGCAGAAGGAC
This is a messenger RNA of Ruditapes philippinarum (Manila clam), 1834 nucleotides long. Its product is annotated as galanin receptor type 1-like. The coding region runs from base 835 to 1824 and encodes 329 amino acids. NCBI's taxonomy places the organism in Eukaryota, Metazoa, Mollusca, Bivalvia, Venerida, Veneridae. Gene Ontology annotation, molecular function: G protein-coupled receptor activity. Gene Ontology annotation, cellular component: plasma membrane. The record is from RefSeq and is a predicted model, not a curated record. Gene Ontology annotation, biological process: G protein-coupled receptor signaling pathway. The transcript has a single exon.